Oncorhynchus keta (chum salmon) is the source of this 4515-nucleotide messenger RNA. RefSeq names its product protocadherin-18-like. NCBI's taxonomy places the organism in Eukaryota, Metazoa, Chordata, Actinopteri, Salmoniformes, Salmonidae. Gene Ontology annotation, molecular function: calcium ion binding. The transcript is spliced from 4 exons. Gene Ontology annotation, biological process: homophilic cell-cell adhesion. The coding region runs from base 580 to 4119 and encodes 1179 amino acids. The record is from RefSeq and is a predicted model, not a curated record. Gene Ontology annotation, cellular component: plasma membrane.
GAGUUUGCCCCGUCUCGAUCUCUCCUCCCCUCCCUCUUUCUCCCCCCUCUCUCCUCGCCUCUGUUUUGAGUGGUCACCGGGUUAGCAUUUUAUUUAGGAAGCAUUUUGUCUUGCUGGGGAGAAGAGAAAGGGGCCGCUAUUCCGUUGUAGGGCUGGUUAGAUUGAGGCGGGCUAUUUUGGGGGAGCCAUCAGACGGAGAGCGAGAGCGAGAGAGAGAGCACGGCACCGCACACAGAGAGAAGCACAGAUUUCAGCGGUGCUCUAUAGGAGUCUACUCUGAGACUCGCGCAACAGAUUUGUAUGCGUGGAAGGGAUCUUAGAUAACUCACUCUCACUUUGGAUGUUGUGUUCUCUAGUAGAAAUGACUGCGGAACGCAACCUGCUUUUUUUAAUGCUCAAACGUGUUUAAAUGGGGAUAUCUAGCCUUUGGAGAAUGCGCUGCGAUUAGCCUAAUGACUGUCGUCGGGGCGCAGUGGAUUCGUUAAAUUCAUUAGGCUACAAUAACGGAAUCAGUACUGGCUGCGUAAAGGAGCUAUUUUGGAACUACUUUCAGAAUCACCCAAAGGGAUUACUUUAAAGAUGGAACCUGGAAAAAUCAUCUGCGUAUUUUAUAUCCGAAUAUGGAUACUUCUCGCCGUUAUGGCGCUGGCCACGCAAAACGUCAAAGGUAAAACAUUAAAAUAUCAAGUUUACGAGGAACAGAAAGUGGGGACUGUUAUUGCGCGGCUUAAAGAAGACGUGGCUGAUGUUUUGGUCAAACUCCCAACUUCUGUGUCUUUGCGCUUCCGAGCCAUGCAGAGAGGUAGCACGUCUUUCCUAUCCGUGCGCGAGCAGGACGGAGAGAUCAGCAUCCGUUCCAAAAUAGACCGAGAGAAGCUCUGCGAGAAGAACCUCAACUGUUCCAUUGAAUUCGACGUUCUGACUCUUCCAACAGAACACUUGCAGCUCUUCCACGUCGAGGUGGACGUGUUGGACAUUAAUGAUAACGCGCCCCAGUUCGCCCGCGCCGUAAUCCCCAUCGAGAUCUCCGAGAGCGCGGCAGUUGGGGCGCGCAUUCCCCUGGACAGCGCGAGUGACCCCGACGUCGGGGAGAACUCCCUCGAUACUUACUCCCUCGAGCCCAACAACUACUUCAAGAUUGACAUUCAGAGCAGAACGGACGGGGCUAAGUACUCGGAGUUGGUGGUGCUAAGGGAGCUCGACAGGGAGAUGCAGCCAGGUUAUGAACUUCAGCUGACGGCCUCCGAUAAGGGCGUUCCCCCUAAAUCCGGUUCUACUCUCCUCAAAAUUAGCGUGGCAGAUUCAAACGACAACAGUCCUAUUUUCGAACAGUCUUCAUAUGUGAUUCAUCUAUUGGAGAAUUCACCUGUUGGAUCUCUUCUUAUUGACCUGAAUGCGACUGAUGCAGACGACGGAACCAACGCCAAAAUCGUCUACUCCUUUAGCAGUCACGUGUCCCCGAAAAUCGUGGAAACGUUCAAGAUCAACUCGGAUAAUGGCCACCUGACGCUCAUGAAGCGCGUGGACUUUGAAAGCGCGACAUCAUAUGACAUCGAUGUCCAAGCUCAGGAUAUGGGCCCCAACUCCAUGCCAGCACACUGCAAGAUCUUCAUCAAGGUAGUGGACGUAAACGACAACAAACCAGACAUCAGCAUCAAUCUGAUGUCCCAAGGGGACAGAGGCAAGGAGGACGCGGCCUAUAUCUCCGAGGCCGCUCCAUUGGAUUCCUUCGUGGCCUUAGUAAGAGUGGAGGACCUAGAUUCCGGUCUGAACGGAGAGGUUGUGUGUAAACUACACGGCCAGGGGAGUUUUAAACUACAGAAGACCUACGAGAACAACUACAUGAUCCUCACUAACGUGUCGCUGGAUCGGGAGAAGAGGUCAGAGUUCAGCUUGACGGUUAUCGCCGAGGACCGCGGCACGCCCAGCCUCUCGACCAUCAAGCACUUCACCGUACACGUGCUGGAUGAAAACGACAACGCUCCACGCUUCCAGAAGGGACGCUAUGAGGUGUUCAGAUCAGAGAACAAUGCCCCUGGGGCCUACCUCACGUCGCUAUUGGCAACCGACCCCGACCUGGACGCCAACAGCCAGGUGAGCUACUUCCUGGUGGAGAACACCGUUCACGGGAGCUCCAUCUCCACCUUUGUCACCAUAGACCCGUCCAACGGCGCUGUUUACGCCCUCCGCACGUUCGACCGCGAGGACGUCAGCCGGAUAUCCUUCGUAGUCCAGGCCAAGGACGCCGGGGAACCCUCGUUGCUGAGCAACGCCACCGUCAUCCUGACAAUCCUGGACGAAAACGACAACCCGCCGGUCAUCGUGGUUCCGCAGCUCUGGAACCUCACGGCCGACGUCCCCGUCUCCAAGUACACCGAGGCCGGUAGCCUGGUUACGGCCGUCAGGGCGACCGACCGAGACACCGGCGUCAACGCAGAACUCACGUGUUCAAUCACUGCCGGCAACGAGGAAGGCUUCUUCUCUAUGGAUCCCAGAACGUGCGAUAUCAGCGCCAACGUUAGCCUCGACAUGUUUCCCCACGAGUUUGCGGAGCUCACCGUGUUAGUCAGUGACCACGGUUCCUUGCAACAGACCACCAAGGCCAUCCUAAAAAUCAGCCUCUAUGAGAACAUGGAGGGCCACGUGCAGGUGCUGGACCAGGGGGAGACGCCGCUCGACGCCUCCCUCAUCAUCAUCAUGUCCCUGGUGGCCAUCUGCACUAUGCUCCUGGUCAUCAUGGUCAUGUUCGCUGCCCGCUGCAACCGAGAAAAGAAAGAUACCAGGAACUCGUACAACUGCAGGGUGGCAGAGACCAACCACCAGCAUCACCCUAAGAAACCGUCGCGGCAGAUCCACAAGGGUGACAUCACACUUGUUCCCACGGUGAAUGGGACUCUACCAAUCAGAGCGCACCACCGCUCACCCUCGGCCACACCCCCCAUGGACCGGGCGCCAAUGGGAAGCCGGCAGAACCACCACAGCCACCAGUCACUGAAUAGCCUGGUGACGAUAUCGUCUAAUCAUAUCCCGGAGAGCUUCGCCCUGGAGUUGGCCCACGCUACGCCACCCGUCGAGCAAGUCUCACAGCUUCUGUCCAUGCUUCAUCAGGGCCAGUACCAGCCUAGACCCUGUUUCCGUGGCAACAAAUACUCCAGAAGCUACAGGUAUGCAUUGCAGGACAUGGACAAGUUCAGCUUGAAGGACAGUGGUCGUGGGGACAGCGAUGCGGGGGACAGCGACUAUGAUAUGGGACGAGAGUCCCCCAUCGACCGUCUGCUGGGGGAUGGCUUCUCUGAGCUCUACCACCUGGACAUGCUCCACAGACUACACCCAGCUAUGCGCCUAUGCACUGAGGAGUGUCGUGUGUUGGGCCAUUCUGACCAGUGCUGGAUGCCUCCCCUGGCCCUCUCCCUGUCCUCCCCGGCCUCCUCCUCCUCUGACUACCGUAGCAACAUGUUUAUCCCAGGGGAGGAGUCCUCUAACCAGCCCCCCCACCUCCUCGAUGACGACCAGGCUUCCAUCGAUUCCUCGGAGCGCAGGAAGAGCUUCUCCACCUUCGGGAAGGAGCCCGGGAGUUCUGAGGAGGGAGGGGUCAGUGAAGGGAGUUCCUUGCUUUCGGAGAUGAACGGAAUCUUCCAGCGCCUGCUCCCUCCGUCACUGGACUCAUACGCCGAGUGCAGCGAAAACAACGUUGCUGCCGCGGCAACGGAAAGAGGAAGUGGAAAGGGUGGCCACGCCAAGGUGCUGUUACCGGGCGGCAACAACACCAAAGGCCCCGCCUCCUACCCGGCGGGCGUGGCGGCGUGGGCGGCUAACACCCACUAUCUGAACCCCGGAGGCGGAGCUGUCGGCCAAAGCCCAUCAAGUUACAACACCAACAACCUCACCAACAUGGCCGCCUCGUCCACCUCCUCUUCCUCCUCUAACCAGCCACCACACCUAAGAUGGCUGCCUGCCAUGGAGGAGAUCCCAGAAAACUAUGAGGAGGAUGAGCUGGAGAUGUUAGGGAUGGGGUUCCUGGGGGGGAAGCAGAGCAGGGACAGACACCAUGACAUGAUGGACGCUAGUGAGUUGGUCACCGAGAUUAAUAAACUACUUCAGGACGCCAGGCAGACCUAGAGAGAGACGGAGAGAGAGAGAGACGGAGAGAGAGAGACAGUGAGAGAGAGAGAGAGAGAGAGAGAGAGAGAGAGAGAGAGAGAGAGAGAGAGAGAUGGAGAGAGACGGAGAGAGCGAGAGACGGAGAGAGAGAGGGAGAGAGAGAGAGAGAGAGAGAGAGAGAGGGGAGAGAGAGAGAGAGAGAGAGAGAGAGAGAGAGAGAGAGAGAGAGAGAGAGAGAGAGAGACAGGGAGAGAGAGAGAGAGAGAGAGAGAGAGAGAGAGAGAGAGAGAGACAGAGAGAGAGAGAGAGAGAGAGAGAGAGAGAGAGAGAGAGAGAGAGAGAGAGAGAGAGAGAGAGGGAGAGACAGAGAGAGAGAGAGAGAGAGACAGGGAGAGACAGAGAGAGAGAGAGAGA